AUUAAUUUCGUCCCUAAUCUUCUUUUGUUAUUAAAAUCAUCUUCAAUCUUUACAAACACAUUAAAAUCAUCCUCCCCCAUUUACAAAAAUUUUUGAACACAUUUACCCCUGAGAGUCCCUAACGCUUCGUUUUCAUUCCCGCGAAAGGUAUUCACUAUCUCAUUUGUCAUUAUACACUUCAAAGGUGAUGUUUCAUGUUCAAUGAUGCCCUAGCAGUGGUCUGUUGACACCGGAGGAGUAUCGGAACUGCAUUUGGACGUCGUUAGCAAGGGUGAGGAAGGAGGUCGGUCCGGCAUUAUCAUUGGGAUAUUCAGGUAUGUAUGCAGCAUUUGUUAUGAUUUUGGUCGAGGUUGAACGUAAUAAUGUUUGAACAGAUUCUUUUAGUUUCCUAAAACUGUGAGGGUUUGAUUUACAUUUUUUUGUCUCUUUAAGAAAUGGGAAGCUUUACUCUGACUGUCUACCAUGGGGGUCGAUUCAUAUAUGAAGAUGGGACGUUGUGGUAUAUAGGGGGACAAAAGACACUCAUUGAAAAUGUUGAGAGUGAUUGCUGGUCUGUAAUUGAGGCAUAUGCAGAGUUAAGACAAUUUGGGUACACAAAGGAGAACAUUUCAGCUCUAUGGUAUAAGGAUCCAGCGAUGAAUAGUUAGAGAAGGAUUUGAAAUUAUUUGCUAUGGAUAAAGAUGCACUUAAGAUGUGUAGAAUAGCAAAGUUGAGGGGUCAUAUUGAGGUGUUUGUGGUGCAUGUGGUUGAGGAUGUAGAAGAAUUUUCUAAAGCUGAAUUUAUUGAUGUUGGAGACAAACAGAGGACAAUCCCAGUAAUCAAUUGAUGAUUAUGAGGGUGAACAAGUUCAACAUGUGAAAAAUGAUGACGUGCAACAAGUUAAUGAAGGAGAUAACUUAGAAACAGAUGUGGCUGCUAAAAAUGAACGGGAUGAGACAAAUAGCGAUGAUGACAGCGAUGAUGAGGAGUUUAUUCCGUCUUAUCUUGAGGUUGAUAGUGCAGACGACAUUCAUUUUACAGAUAGUGAAGAGGACUAUGAUGAUGAGAGUGGGUUUGAGGAAGAUACAAGUGCCAAGGAUAGUAAGAGGGUUGAUAAAGGCAAAGGGGUUAUGAAUGGUGAUUUUAGUGAUGAGGAAGCUUCAAUAGCGAUGAAGUGGAUUUGGAGUAUGAGGUUGGUGUUGGUUCAGAUGAUGAGGAAGGACAAGGAGAAGAUAACUAUGAGUCAAGGAGCUAUCCAAUUCAUAAGGAUGUUAAAGAUAUGACUAGUUACAAGUGGAAGGUGGGAACAGUUUUUGCUUCAAGAGAGGAAUUUAAAGACACCGUGACGUCAUAUACAGUACAAAAAAAAGGAGGACUCAGGUAUGCCAAGCUUGACUUGGUUAGAAUGAGGGUUGUUUGUAAGCUUGGUUGUCCUUUUUGGUUAUAUGCCGCUAAGAUGAGAGAGGAAGCAACUUGGCAGCUUCGGUCCAUGAACCUUAACCAUAUCUGUGGCCAGUCGCAUAGGGUUGGGAUAAUGCAUAUCAUGGCUGAGUAGAGCUUUUAAGAAGAAGGUGGAACAUAAUUCGAAGGUUAAGAUCAAGGAAUUGGUGAACAAGGCACAAAGAAAGUGAAAUCUGAUAGUUACAACCUCAAUGGCAGCUAGGUCAAGGCAAGCUGCAUUGGAUGACAUACAUAGAGAGUAUAGAAAGCAGUACAAGAGGAUUGCUGAUUACUUCUCGGAGUUGCUAAGUGCUAAUCCAAGAUCAUCAGUGACGCUCAAGGUACAGAGGUCUCCUGAUUUUGAGAUUGAGCAGCAACACUCAUCCUUGAACAACUUCUGCAUAUUUCAAAGAGUUUAUGUAUGCCUAGAGGCUUGCAAAAAAAAUUUUAUGCACUGCAGGAAGUUUAUUGGGCUAGAUGGCUGCUUUCUGAAAAUACCUCAAGGGGGAAAGCUGUUGACUGCUAUAAGUUAGGACCCCAAUGAUCAAAUGCUCCCUAUCGCCUAUGCCGUUGUGGAGUCAAAGACAAAAGAUACCUAAACUUGGUUUCUGAAGCUGUUAAUUGAUGAUUUCGAAUCUGAGACAAUUGGCAGGGCAACCUUCAUGUCUGAUCAGCAGAAGGGUUUACUACCAGCUUUUGAUGAAGUAAUCCCAGGUGUAGAUCAUAGGUUUUGCGUGCGGCAUCUUUACAGCAACUUUAGAAAAAAGUUUCCACGACUGCAAUUGAAGCAAUUGAUGUGGAGGUAUGCAAAGGCUACACAGUGGAAGGAUUGGGAGAAAAAAAUGGCAAUGGUCCGAGCGGUCAAUGUGGAUGCUCACAGGCAUCUCAACUCCAUUCCUCCUAAAUUUUGGAGCAGGUCCAGGUUUAACUUCCAUUCCAAAUGUGAUACUCUUGUAAACAAUACGUGUGAAAGCUUUAAUGGUGCAAUAUUAGAGUCUAGGAAAAAGUCCAUUAUUACUAUGCUAGAAGAUAUUAGGGUGUACCAGAUUAGUAGAUGGACUGUUAAUAGAGAAAGAAUUCAAAAGUUCAAUGGAACAAUUUUACCUCGAAUUAGGAAGAAGAUAGAGAGAAGAGGUAGGGCAGCCGGUGAGUGGAGGCCUUACUAGUCUGCUGCACGGACUUAUGAGAUUGUAAAUGGGUUGAGCAAAUAUGCUGUUGAUUUGUCUCUUUGUGAGUGUUCUUGUAGGAAAUGGCAGUUAAGUGGAAUUCCAUGCACACAUGCCAUCAGCUGCAUAAACUUCAAGGGUCUUGAUAUGGAUUCAUAUGUGGAUGACUACUACAAGAGAGAGACCUAUGUCAAGUGCUAUGAUUUGAUAAUCAACUCUCUCAAUGGCCCAGAUCUGUUGGAGCACACUAACUUGGAUGAUGUCAUACCACCACCCUAUCGAAAGUCUAGCCACAGACUAGUAAAGAAAAGGAAGAGAGGACUUGAGAUACAUAAGUGCUCAAACUGUGGUGUAUCAGGUCACAAGAGAGAAAGAUGUAGCAAUCCACCCCUCUCUGUCCAACCACCUAAACAAUCUGCUGUGAAGAAAACUAAUGGAGGAAAGAAGAGAUCAAUUUCACAACCUGCUGUGCAAUCUGCUACCAAAGGGAGAAAGAGGUCCAAAUUGCAAGGAAACUCAUCAUCACAGCCUCAACCAGCCACCAGCAUAACACCCAUAACCAGGUUCAAGUCAUCCGAUUCCCAACCCAUCCCCAAGCCCACAACACAGGCAUCUAGGCCCAAGACAACACCAGCGGCUACUCCCCAGCGAAGGCCCAAGAUAAAGCCCAUCAGAAGCUCAACACAACCACCACCAGCUACUAAGGAGAAGGGUACAUCUAGCUCAAGCCAACCAGUUAUGAAUAAAGUCUCCUUCAGUCAUAACAUUGCACUACGUGUUUCUCCAAGAAAGUUGAGGCGGAUGACAAAACUGCCUCCAAGAGCUUGGAAAAAACUUUAAGAAUUCUUAGAGACUACUUAAGUUGUUAGCUUGUUAAUGUAGAGCUAAGUUGAUCAUAUUAUAUGCUUGUGAGAUUUCAUUUUGGUUGUAACUUAUUACAUA
Molecule: messenger RNA, 3527 nt
Organism: Arachis duranensis
Lineage: Eukaryota; Viridiplantae; Streptophyta; Magnoliopsida; Fabales; Fabaceae
Product: pre-mRNA-splicing factor cwc22-like
Exons: 3
Coding region: 2733-3425 (230 amino acids)
Source: RefSeq, a predicted model, not a curated record